AGCACCCUCCAAAAAAUAAAAAAUACCCAUAUUCUUCUAAUUGACAACGCUGAAGCAGGAUCUUUCUCGACAAGAUGGCGCACCGCGUCGACCGGAUCGCGAAUCAGGUCGUCGCAGCGAGCCAGACGGACAGCGGAGGUGGAGGCGACACAAUUACAAUCACGGAUAACAGGAAUGGGAAAAGGUAUAAUAGAUUGAGAUUUUUGGUUGAUGUAUAAGAAGACCUGCGUGACAAAUCCUGCAGCCGCAUUUUUUUUGUUAUUCGAAAUUGGCUUUUUUUUUCAGUGCACGACAACAUCACAAACGUACUCCCACAUCACCAGCUACAAGCUCGCCAUCACGAACAACACCAUCAAAGCGACGGAUCUGAAGCAAGUGAAAGACGCAAACGGCGCCCCGUUGAAAACAUUUGAUCCGGGGUACAUGAACACCACGUGCUGUAUCUCCCGUAUUUCCUGUAUGGGAGUGUCAGGAUCGAAAUCAUCAAAGUUGAAAUAAUCUGUAAUGCAAAAAAGCGAUACCAGCUGGAGCCCAGGUUGCAAGUUGCGCAUGACAAAUUUAGGCAGCAUGGAAAUCCAAUUUGUCAUGCUGUUUGGGCAGAGAAGACCGCUUUUGUCAUGCUAUUUUAGCAGCUCUAUCUCACACCCCAAGCAGGAGUAUAAUCGGCCUCAGUUGCCUGCUCUGCAAGACAGGCAUUUUGCGUCUAGCAUUUUAUAUAUGCGUCACAAACUAUUUCUAUUUCAACUUUGACGAUUUCAAUUCUGACGCUUCCAUAUCCUUCAUCGACGGGGACAAGGGAAUUCUCCGGUACCGCGGCAUCCCGAUCGAGCAAUUAGCCGCCCAGUCGAACUACCUGGAGGUGGCCUAUUUGCUGAAUUACGGAAAUCUACCCGACGCGAGCCAGCUGAAGUCGUGGAACACGGCGAUCAUGGAACACGUGCACGUGUUAUCACAAGAAAAAAUUUUAUACGUUUACGGAACUGUUGGAACUUGUGAUGCAGCAAUGCAUCACAAAAGCAAAACGUGCCCAAAUCUGUCCUCAUUCAUAACCUGCAUACUAGGGGGCUAUAUUUGUGAUCAUGCAUGGCUGCAAUCUGUGAAGACCGUAAACGUGAACACUUUUUCUUGUGAUACGUGUCGGAGGAUUUGGUGAAAAUGCAUGCAACCUUCCGGUACGACGCACACCCGAUGGGGAUGAUCACAGCAGCGUUUGCGGCUCUGGGCACGAUUUACCCGGAGCAAAAUCCCGCGCUGGCGGGGCAGGACAUGUAUUUUUUUGAGAACAACCUAGAAGAAGAUGUUGCUGGAGGCGGACAUCUAGUUCUCUAUUUGAUUUUACUUCAAAUUCAAGCUGCUACGUUCACGCUCACGUUGGAUGAAGAAGACAUGAAUAUGACCUUAGCUACUUCUACUUCGCACUACGAAGAAGAUAUUAAACAUAAACUUGCAACUAGUGAACAAAAACUACAAUCAGCUACAAGUCCGCUGAAGUACGCAACAAGCAGAUCGCCCGUGUGAUCGGCGCCGGCCCCACGCUCGCCGCCAUGGCGUACAGGCACAGACUAGGAAGACCCAUGGUGGCGCCAAAUGAAAAUCUUGGGUACACGGAGAAUUUUCUCUACAUGCUCGACGUGAUGAACGAGGGACCGAGUUAUCGACCACACCCGACGCUCGUGAAGGCGAUGGACGUUUUGCUCCUGCUCCACGCCGAGCACGAAUUGAACUGUUCGACGUCGGCCAUGCGCCACUUGGCCUCCUCCAACGUGGACGUCUAUACGGCGAUCGCCGGAGCCUGCGGCGCCUUGUAUGGGCCGAGGCACGGUGGCGCGAACGAAGCGGUGCUGCGGAUGCUGGAUUCGAUUGGGCAUGUGUCGAAGGUGGACGAAUUUAUCGCGAAGGUGAAAAACAAGAAGGCGAAGUUGAUGGGGUUCGGGCAUCGGGUACAGUUCUUGUAUUUCGACUUUACACUGUAAUAUUUCGUCGAAUUGCGUAUCAUGAUAUGUAGUUUUGUCUGACGGGGAAGUUUAUCGUGGGUGGUAAAUUUUUUAUUCUCCAUGCCGGUGCGUAAUAAUUUCCAGCAGAGCGCUCUGCAACUCCUCAUCACAAGUUGGUUGAAUCGUUGUGCAAAAGAACAAAAUAAUCUUCGUCAGGUGUACAAGUCGUACGACCCGCGCGCCAAGGUCGUCCGCAAGAUUCUGGACGACGUUUUUGCGCUCACCGGCCCCGACCCGCUGAUUGACGUGGCGAUGCAGUUGGAGAAGAUCGCUCUCUCGGACGACUACUUCAAGUCGAAAAAGUUGUACCCAAACGUCGACUUCUAUUCCGGCCUGAUUUACAAGGCCAUGGGCAUCCCAACGGACGUGUUCACCGUUCUCUUUACGAUCCCGCGGUUGUCCGGGUGGCUGGCGCACUGGUCCGAGUGGGUCCAGGACCCGGAAAACAGAAUCUACAGACCAUUCCAAGUUUACAAGGGUACACUAAAGCGGUCGUUCUUUAUCUUGGUGUAGUGAAAUACUCACAGCUCGCUCACCGUCUACUACGUAUGGUGUCAUAUCACUUUACUUUUUUCACUUACACAUGGACGUGUUUCAAAGUGAAAGCGUUUCGCUUUUUUGAAAAGCCGCAUCUUCAUCGACGAAACAUCAUAAAUCAUACAAAACGACAGGCGAAGUGCUCCGCGAUUACGAGCCGGUUGGCCGUCGGAAACCGGUCGACUUACACCCCAAGAUUGCCCGAUCGGCAAUCAACCGCAGAAGGGACGUGACGUUGGGCAAGGUCAAACCAGAGUACUCACGGAUUUUGCACGGGCAGGAUAACUAAGGGAGGGAGCACAUGCAGAUAGUGUCUCCACCAGCAUAUUAUUGCCGCACUAAUAUAAAACUAAAACAGUUUUUUAAAAACAAUAAGACGGUCACGAUGUCGAAUCAACUUUACACGAACAUGGCGUCUCGGGCAGCUACAAGAAGUCCUGAGACAUACUUCAUUUUACAAAAGAGAGAAUCAAAAGAAAAGGGAAUCUUCACAGGUAUUUAUCAGGCGUGAAUGAUCUGCAUUAUUAACUGGCAGAAGGGCCACCUUAGGUCAGAAACAAAAUUUUCCAUUGUAUGUCAACGCUGUACACUUCUACGGCCAGUUCUUACGAGGGUUGUCUAGUAACUAAGGGAAAAAUAACGCCACGAAGAAGAAAGGCAUUGCCACUAUCGGAUGUGUACAUAACUCGCGAAUUUGGAUUCAAUACUUAUUUUCCAUCCAUUUUUAAUAUUCUCAUUGAUUAAAGGCCACACCGAAUCAGGAAUAGAAAAAGCAAAAGGCAAUUUUUUCAGCAAUAGACGGAGUACAACAAGUAUUUUUGCGCAAAUAGCAGCGGGCGGGAUGGGUCCAGUGCGGCUAAUAGUAACAAGGAGAGAAGAGACUCCUGCAUUAGUUCUUGAUCUGGGUUGGUAUACUCAAGAAAGGGCGCACUCUUCUCCGGGAAGCUGCAGCGACAAGCAGACUCCUGGAAGUACCGGACCGGCGCCGCUUGAAAUUGAUCAUAGAUAGAAUGACCGUGCUAUACUCGUCUGUUCGACUCAACUUAAGUUCAAAUAAACUAUAUCUAUGAUGGCCCUGCGGCGCUAGUACAGUG
Amoebophrya sp. A120 is the source of this 3625-nucleotide messenger RNA. The record is from the annotation of a GenBank genome assembly. Lineage: Eukaryota; Dinophyceae; Syndiniales; Amoebophryaceae.